Miscanthus lutarioriparius is the source of this 1287-nucleotide messenger RNA. The record is from the annotation of a GenBank genome assembly. Lineage: Eukaryota; Viridiplantae; Streptophyta; Magnoliopsida; Poales; Poaceae.
AUGGCGCCCACGCCGCCGACCAGCACGUGGCCUCACCGCCCCCCCACAUUCCUCCGGCCGCUGGCACUCGUGCUGCUCGCCAUCGUCAGCCCCGCCUCGUCGCAGCUCCUCCAGCCGCCGCCGGGCGCCACCGUCUCAAGUGCAUUCUCACCACCGUCACCCCCCGUGGACGGCGGCGGCGGCGGAGGGGUUAGGUUUACCCUCACCACCUCGCUCCUCUUCGUCGGUCUGAUCGCCGCGCUCUUCGUGCUCGGCUUCUUCUCGGCCUUCCUCCGCCGCUGCUCCGGAGCCGACACGCACCAUGGAAGGCGCGGUGCCCUGACCGCCAACGCCGCCGUCGCGGCCGCCGCGUUCGCUUCCGCGGCGGCGGCCAACGGCGGCGGGAGGAGGCGCGCCGCGGGGGCCGGGCUGGACGCCGCGGCGAUGGAGGCGCUGCCGGUGCUCACGUACGCGACGGCGCGGGCGGUGAAGGCGGGGCGCGGCGCGCUCGAGUGCGCCGUCUGCCUGUCCGCGUUCGACGACGCCGGCGAGAAGCUCCGGCUGCUCCCCGGGUGCUGCCACGUGUUCCACGCCGUGUGCAUCGACGCGUGGCUGGCGGCGCACGUCACCUGCCCCGUCUGCCGCGCCGACCUCUCCGACCCGGCCGUCGCGGACGCCGGCCACGUCCUGGCCGCUGACCUCGCUGCCCAGGCGGGCGCCGCGCCCACCGCCGACACGGUUGUCAUUGUCAACGUGGACGGGUCAACUCCAGCUGCAGGAGCAGGAGCAGGAGCUGGGGCAGGACAGGACACCACGUCGUGGGACGACGAGCAGGCGGAGACGGCCGAGGAUCGGGUGGACCGGUUCACGCUGCGGCUGCCGGAGCGGCUCAGGCGGGAGAUCGACGAGGCCAAGCGCCUCCGCAGGGCACUGAGCGCGGUGACCGCGUCGUCGACCGCGCUACCGAGCGGCGGGCCGUUGGCGUCGUCGUCGGCAGUGCUGCGCACAAUGUCGGCGGCGCGCCCGAGCUGGCGAUGGUCGGGGUUGUUCCGUGCGUUGUCGGGAUCUCGACGCAUGAUGAGUGAGCCGGACGGCGGCCAUCGGAGGGUGGUGCCGUUGCCUACCGGUACCGGCGACGGAGGGGUGGAGGUGGUGGUGGUGCGGGACGACGUGGACAAGUACUACGCGCACAGCCUCACGUUCGCUGGGUUCGUCAUCGACGGCGACGUGGCGGCUGGCGACUGGAACCCGGAGGUCUUCCAGGUCAAGACCGACGUUACGGCCGCCGUGGCAUCGUCGCAUCGGUGA